UGGCAUAUAUCAUACAUGAUGUCAUGGGAUCUCGGGCUGCUGUACUUGUUAAUGUUCGUGAGCUGUGGCGUCGGGGUAAACGAAAUGGACAAGACUCAGUACGAAGAAGGUAGAACACAGUUUGAAGUUUUGCAGAGACGUUCACAGAAUCCAAAGUACGGUAAAUGUUGGACAAACACUGUUGUAUUGCUACAGGAAGGUUGUAAGCAUUUAACAGAUGUAACUCAAAGCAGACUAGCAUUGUCCUAUCUGAACUGCUUCUUAGAAAUUCAAGGGAGGACCACGUACCCGUGUGAUGAGACCGUGAGCGUGAGAGAGUGUUUGCUGGAUGUUACUGAAUCGGACAGAACAUCACUGACUAAUUUCUUUACGCACACCCACAGCAUAUGUUACUUUCUGCAGUCUCAGGUCUGGCAUGAGAAUACGCAGAACACAAUCACUAGACUCAGCCAGGCAUCAGACGAGGUGGCCGAGAAUCUGGCAGCAACAACAGACUUACAGAAAGAGGCUCUCAAAAACCAGGAAAUAAUCAUUCAACAGUCCACAAACCUCAGCAACAUUAUCAACUCAUCCUCUGAAAAUCUUCAUGCAGUAAUAUUAGAUUUCCAAAAAACAACAGAUGAACAACGAAUUCUCAUUAACGACAUAUUUGACAAAAUUGUCCACCUUCAGAAGACUAUGUUGGGAGAAUUUUCUGGGUUCUACUCCAUUGUGUAUUACACUGUUUCUAUUGUGCUGUCAUACCUAAUAACAUCAACUCCCCGCACUGCUGCAGCUAGAUUCUGGAUGUUUGGUAUCGUGACCUUCAAUAUCAUAAUAGAGAGGGUCAUUAUUUACAUGUUCACCAGUGGUUACUUAGAGGAGGAUAACAUUGAGGAGGCUGCGUACGGCUGGCAUGUUUUCUGUCGUAAAGUCAGUGGAUGCCUAGCCAUGGUCAUACUGGUGAUUCAUGCUGCUCGAUACCGGGAUCUUAAUGUUGUCAACAAUCAACUCCUCAUGGACAUCAAAUCAGAGCUACAACUUCUGCGUUAUAAAGAAAAGGGACACAAUUCAGACGAGGUUGAUCACAUCCUUCCAGGCGUCCAGGAAGCAGCACUGACCCAGGGGCCAAUGAUGACACCCUCACUCCUUCACUCCCACACAUCAGCUGCUGCAGACAGUACUGAGGGUUAUGAAUCAGAUUCUGCUUGGAGCAGUUCAUCCGACAUGUCCGAGGAAUCAUCCUACACAGAUGUCAGUUACCAUCCAAAUCUGACAGAAGCUGUCAGGGGAGAUCACUCUAAUGCCUCCACUAGUAACUGUGGAUCAUCGCUCAUCGGUGAGGAGGAAAUGGAAUUCCUUAGAAAUUCCACCCCAAUCCGAGAAGGAAACUUCCAGAGGAUUGAGGAAUGGAGGAGGACUGGUUACUACACUACAUCAAGAGGAGAUGCUAGUUCCCACCCCUCUCCUUCCACCCCUGGUGAUUCUAAGAGUGUGCAGACCAAGUACAAUCUUAGAAAGAGGACACCGACCCAGAUAAUGAACCCAGCUUUGAGAGAAGAGUCCCCAAGAGUAUUCAGAAAUAGAAUAAAAAACCUGGAGCGACUUGCCAUGCAAAACAGCACUGCAAUACGAGAGAGACUCCAUGAGGUUAUUUCAGAUUCCGUCUAUAGCAUUGAGGAAAGAAAUUAGGCAAGAAUAACUGUGGUAAAUAUAGCCUAGCUUUGUGUAUAUUAUGUCAAAAAAUGUUUUGUAUAAAAGAAGGAAUACUUGCCAGAUUUUAUGGCGUAGAUUUUUUUUUUUUUUUUAAUAUCUUCGCUUAAAUUUAUUAUUUCAUGAAAAAUAUGUAGUAAUUUACUUUGGUAGUCUUUUUUUCUAGUGUUUAGAAAUGCUGAAGCUUGUUCGCUUUUUUUAACCUACUUUGUAGAGUGUUAGAGGUUGAUAAUUUUGUUUUUGUUUUUGUUUGUUUUGAAUGUUUACAGACAUCAAUCUAAUAUAUGAUAACUUUUUACUUACUUUCAGCAGCAUUGUGAUAAGUAUUUAAUUUCUCUGAAAUUUGUUAUCUUUUUUUUCUUUUGUAUAUUUCAAGUGCUGUAAACUGAUGCAUGGUAUAUUCAA
Molecule: messenger RNA, 2097 nt
Organism: Saccostrea echinata
Lineage: Eukaryota; Metazoa; Mollusca; Bivalvia; Ostreida; Ostreidae
Exons: 6
Coding region: 16-1671 (551 amino acids)
Source: RefSeq, a predicted model, not a curated record